AUGUCGGCGCCAAUCAAGAUUGCGGUCCUUGACGACUACCAGGGGAUAUCCGAGCCCAAGUUCAAGGCAUUGGACCCGGCCAAAUACGAAGUCACCUUCUUCAAAGACACACUUCUGCCUUACAAUCACCCGGGCACGCCGCAAGAUGUCAAGGACCAACUCGUCUCGCGCCUCCAACCGUUCACAGUGAUAUCCACGAUGCGUGAGCGGACCCCGUUUCCUCGGGACCUCAUCUCGCGGCUGCCGAAUCUCAAACUCCUGCUGACAACCGGCAACCGGAACCUUGCGCUAGACCUGGAGGCGUUCCGGGAGCGGGGAAUUCCCGUAGCCGGGGCGGUGGACCGGGCGCAUGCCGGGUCAGUCGGGUCCGUCAGCACGGUGGAGCAUUGCGUGGCUCUGAUCCUGGGCGCGGCGCGCAACACGGCGCAGGACGAUCUCUCGGUGAAAACGGGCGGCUGGCAGACGGUGCCUGCCGUCACGCUGCGCGGCAAGGUCUUCGGCACCGUCGGGCUCGGCCGCCUGGGCGUCGCCGUCGCCACCAUCAUGCACCAGGCGUUUGGCAUGCGCGUCGUCGCCUGGAGCUCGAGUCUCACCCAGCAGGCGGCCGACGACAAGGCCAGGGAAGCCGGGUUGCCGGUUGAGGACCAGAGUGGCGAGAAGACUUUCAAGGUUGUGAGCAAGGAGGAAUUGUUCAGCACGGCGGAUGUGGUGAGCGUGCAUCUGGUCUUGUCGGACCGGUCGAGGGGCGGGAUUGCGAAGGCGGAUCUGAUGAGGAUGAAGAAGGGGGCCAUCUUUGUGAACACCUCGCGAGGCCCAUUGGUGGUGGAGGAGAAUCUGUUGGAAGUGCUGGAGCAGGGGAGGAUCAGGGCGGCGGCGCUGGAUGUGUUUGAUCUGGAGCCACUGCCCUUGGAUAGCAGGUGGAGGACCACGAAAUGGGGCCAGGACGGCCGGAGCCGGGUGCUUCUCACGCCGCAUAUGGGCUAUGUGGAGGAGGCGACACUGGAUGCCUGGUACGAGCAGCAGGUUGAAAAUCUCCUGAGAUGGGAGAAAGGGGAGCCCCUGGUCCAGAGCCUGUACUGA
Molecule: messenger RNA, 1080 nt
Organism: Canariomyces notabilis
Lineage: Eukaryota; Fungi; Ascomycota; Sordariomycetes; Sordariales; Chaetomiaceae
Exons: 2
Coding region: 1-1080 (359 amino acids)
Molecular function (GO): oxidoreductase activity, acting on the CH-OH group of donors, NAD or NADP as acceptor; NAD binding
Source: RefSeq, a predicted model, not a curated record